AUGUGGCUGUUGCUCCUCUCCGUCUUGCUCCUCUCUCAAUAUUCCCAAUGCUCCCCCAUCGAAUUGUUCGUCACGCAUCAGAACGAGGAACCCCAGCAAAAGGCGCCGGAUCAGCUGAUUUUCGUCAAUGCUUUAUGGCGACACGGCAAUCGAGCCCCGGAUCGCCUAUCGAAUAACACGCUGCUGUCGUACUUCAAGUACGGCACUGGACAAAUGACGGAGGAGGGCAUCGACAACAGCUACAAGUUGGGCCAACAAUUCGCCCGUCGCUACAAGGACACUGGUUUCCUAAAUAGCACCUGGAACGUCAAGCAGCUCAAAUUCCGCUCGGUGGCCGUCGAGCGCUGCUUGGCUACAGCCGUCGCCGUCGGCCAGGGAAUGUACAGCGAUUCGGGGCGGAAAAUCCCGUUCCCGAUCCCGGUGUUCACCGAGAACUUCAAGGGCGAUACGAUGCUGGCCCCUAACUGGGCGGACUGCCCGCUGAAUAGCGAGGCGUUCAAGAAGACCUGCCCGACCUAUACUGUGUAUCCAAAAUACAUCGACUACUUGGCGGAAAGCUUCGAGUGCUUGGGGUGGGACAAAAGGUCGAAGUAUUUCAAGACCAGGGCGAGCGCCUACAGCGUCGAAGGGAUCGUGAAUGAGUACCUCGCCCAAGUUGAGACGCGGCCCGUCGACGUCAGGGAGGAGGCCAGAGCCAUCUAUCGAGAUAUCCAAGCCUACCAGGGCGGCACCUUCCCGCACAGCGACAUGACCAAGGCCGGGUUGCUGGCCGGGGAGUUGGUCUACCAAAUGAUGGACAACUUCAAGCAGCACCGCGACUGCACCGAGGCCAAUAAAAUGCUGUGCCAGCUGAAGUUUUAUGGUUAUUCCACGCAAGAUUUCGUCAUCGCCAGCGUGCUGGAGCUGCUCGGGGUGAAGGAGAGGAUUUUGGGAAUCGAACAUCCGUUCUUCUCGUCGGCGGUGUUGUUGGAAUUGUGGCGGAAUUCGGCCGGGAUUCCUUAUGUCAAGUUCCUAUACCGAUACGGCCCGAACGAGCCGGAGUUCGUCGACUUCACGAAGGACAUGUUUGGCUGUGAUGGGAACGAGAAAUGCGAUUUGGAUACCUUGACCACCGCCCUGUCCUCACGAAUAUUCAAAUCGCGAAAGGAGCAAUGCCAGCUAGGAACAGCUGAGAAGCCGAUCAUUAUUAAU
This is a messenger RNA of Mesorhabditis spiculigera, 1191 nucleotides long. The record is from the annotation of a GenBank genome assembly. Lineage: Eukaryota; Metazoa; Nematoda; Chromadorea; Rhabditida; Rhabditidae.